AUGGGCGGAGCCUUAGAAGAACCUUUCGCGGAUCAAAGUCGUGGAAGGCUCUCCGAACUGGAAGACCAGCUGAAGGAAACCCUGAGCACCCUUUGGGCAUCCGGGCUGGACGAGGGUCAGAAGGCGGUCGUGAAGCUAAAAACCAAAAACGACCAUCUGGAUAAGCCGUGGAGAGAUACAAAGGCAUACUGGGAGGACCACUUGAAUAACUCAAUACAGCUGGAAAUGUUGGCUAAUGAGCAUCUUCGGAAAUUCAAAGCUAAGACUCGGAAUAAAGAAGAAAAAUGA
This is a messenger RNA of Oldenlandia corymbosa var. corymbosa, 288 nucleotides long. The record is from the annotation of a GenBank genome assembly. Lineage: Eukaryota; Viridiplantae; Streptophyta; Magnoliopsida; Gentianales; Rubiaceae.